Messenger RNA from Nerophis lumbriciformis (worm pipefish), 1059 nucleotides. NCBI's taxonomy places the organism in Eukaryota, Metazoa, Chordata, Actinopteri, Syngnathiformes, Syngnathidae. The record is from RefSeq and is a predicted model, not a curated record.
AUGGUGAGCGAGAAAGUCGGAGGUGCAGAGGGAACCAAGCUUGACGAUGACUUCAGAGAUCUAGAACGGAAAGUGGACGUGACCAGUAAAGCCGUUGCGGAGGUGAUCUCUAAAACUUCGGAAUAUCUCCAGCCCAACCCUGCAUCAAGGGCCAAACUAUCCAUGUUGAACACCAUGUCCAAAAUCCGUGGUCAGGUGAAGAACCCCGGCUACCCUCAGGCCGAGGGGCUUCUGGGAGAAUGCAUGACCAAGUAUGGAAGAGAACUCGGAGAGGAGACCAACUUUGGUGGCGCGCUGGUGGAAGUCGGUGAAGCCAUGAGGAGAAUGGCAGAAGUCAAAGACUCGCUGGACAUUGACGUCAAACAGAACUUCAUUGACCCGUUGCAAGGACUCUGUGACAAGGACCUCCGAGAGAUUCAGCACCACCUCAAAAAACUGGAAGGUCGCCGCCUGGAUUACGACUACAAAAAAAAGCGGCAAGGCAAAAUUCCGGAAGAGGACAUCCGACAGGCCCUGGAGAAGUUCCACGAGUCGAAGGAAGUCGCCGAGACGAGCAUGUACAACUUGCUGGAGACAGACAUUGAGCAGGUGAGCCAGCUAUCGUCUCUGGUGGAGUCCCAGCUGCAGUACCACAAGCAGGCGGUUCAGGUCCUGGAAGAGCUUUCUGACAAGCUUGGAGAAAGGAUGACUGAGGCGCAGUCCCGACCGAGACGCGAAUACACGCCUAAGCCCAAACCUUUGUUUGACUUCGGGGAAGACAACCACUCCAACGGGGGCUACUCCACUUCAAUGGCACCACCCCCUUCUCGCAACUCAGAGCCGUCAAUUCACUGGGCCAGAUUGUCAUUUCGGAAGCCAACGUUGUCCCCGGAGCAACCCAGCUGCAAGGCGCUGUACGACUUUGAACCUGAGAAUGAGGGCGAACUGGGCUUCCGCGAGGGCGACAUCAUCACGCUGACCAAUCAGAUCGACGAGAACUGGUAUGAGGGGAUGCUCAACAGCCAGUCGGGGUUUUUUCCACUCAACUACGUGGAGGUGCUGGUUCCCUUGCCCCACUAA